Messenger RNA from Ceratitis capitata (Mediterranean fruit fly), 3569 nucleotides. It is a transcript of the gene Cdc27, whose product is annotated as cell division cycle protein 27 homolog. The record is from RefSeq and is a predicted model, not a curated record. Gene Ontology annotation, biological process: cell division. Gene Ontology annotation, molecular function: protein binding. The transcript has 5 exons. Bases 723 to 3500 code for a protein of 925 amino acids. NCBI's taxonomy places the organism in Eukaryota, Metazoa, Arthropoda, Insecta, Diptera, Tephritidae.
ACAGUAACAAAGUUAUUUAUCCAGAAGGAAUGCCAUCUAGAAUCCAAUUUGAAAAUGGAUUAAUCUUAUAUUUUCUUUUAAUAAUACGGCAUCUCAAAGUUAUGUGAUUGUGCCUUUGCGUUGACGAAAAACGAAGGGAUUUUACAAUAUUUCUUUCUACAGAUAAAAACCAAUAAUUUAUCAAAUAUUUGGAAAAAAUUAGUGCACGGAUUCUGUGAAAAUUUUUGCCCUUUCUGAAUAUAAAGUAGUGAAUGUGAAUAGUGCACAACCUUUGGAAAUGUUGCUAACCCAUGCAUAAGCAUAAGCUGUCUGUCUAUUGCUGGCGUCUCGAAGAGUAGUGGAAAAAAUAACAAAAAUUUCUUCAUUAAUAGUAUAAAAAAUAAAGACCUUGCAAAUAUAGCAAAAGCAGUGUCAACUCUUUUCAUAACUUGACUACAGUUUGUAGAAAUUAAAAAUAACUAAUUUAAUAUUAAACUUGUGUUGUGUGAAAGGAGCAGUUGAUAUUCCAUUACCUAAAACGAUUUAAAGGAUCAAAUUAUAUUUCCAUAUUUAAACUUUAAAGGCUUAUUAAGCUAUAUCGUGAAUUUUUCCUGUCAACGUAGCUGGAGGUGCUGCGAUUUUAAAUUUAAAAGAAUAUCCACUUUGGUUGACUGUGACUGGGUAAAUGUAAAAUUCUUUUCACGUUUUUUUUUUGUAAAACUUGCAUACUAAAUUAAUACAGAAUGAUAAUACAGGAGCCCGUGCAGGCCGCCAUUUGGCAUUGUCUGAACUUUUAUGACUUCAAAGAUGCCGUUUUUCUAUCUGAACGCCUUUGUUGUGAAGUUGAAACGGACGAAACAAUAUUUCUUCUUGCUACAAGUUACUACAGAUCGAAUCUGAUACAUCAAGCGUAUUGGCUACUUAAAGAAAAAGCCCGCCGUUCACCGCAUUGCCGAUUUUUGCAAGCGAAAUGUGCUUAUCAGCUUAAAAAAUACGCCGAAUCUGAAUGUGUGCUGGUCAAUGGUGGUUUCGGUGAUAUUAAAAAUCUAGAAGAUAUAGCGAAGGAAUUCGGAGAAAUCGCUUGCUUCGUACUGCAGUUAAUCGCACGAAUUUGUGUUAAAACAGAAAGAAGUAAAAUUGCUGGAGAAGCUCUCCGGCGAGCAUUAAAACUAAAUCCGUUUAUGUGGCAAACAUUUGCUGAUCUUUGUCAAAUGGGCGAAUAUGUUGAUCCUGCAGUUACCUUUCAAAUCUCCAAUACAGAUGUAUUUAAUACAUGUCAAGGUAGUGCAAACUCUAAUUCAAUAGUUUUAUGCGGUAACACAGGACAAAAUAUAAUGCUAAACGAUAGCAAUAGUCAGUAUUUAAGUAGCAUUGGUAAUAACCAUCUUUCUUCGGAUAUCCUAAUGAAUAGUAUAAAUAAUAGUUCAAAUUACAUACUUUGCACACCAGUUGAGCAACAAUUGCCAUCACACCCACAACCAAACGUCAUAACACUCCAGAAUCUUAUUACACCAAAUAAUAAUGUCAGUAAUUUGAAUAAUUCUAUGUCAAUGUUAAGAGGUGUCAACACAACAGGUGUAUCUGUUGGUAGUAAUUUACAAAACUCUGGCAUGACGAUGCUAGAAGACACCCCAGUUGGUUACACCACUGGAAAUACAGAAACCGGUUUGAAUGCUAUGCAAAAUAUGGAUGCUUUUGCUGGUACACCAUUUCGCAGACAAUUCAAAUAUCUUUCUGCAAUCUCACCAGCAACACCUAGUUUUGGUGUACUACCCAUACAUAGCCCAUCCUGUGGGGAUUCUUCAUUUGUUGGUAGUGGUAAUGCACAAACGAAUGUAAGUGUGCUAAAUACGCCUUCGCCACAAACAUUGAUGGAAGCCAAUCAAGAGCCCAAAAUAAUAGGAAAGAAAAUGAAAAGUCAUGUUGGUAGUCUAAUAAACAGAAAAGAAGGUGGACCGGCUUCAAAUAAACCCGCCGUUUUUACACAAACGGGCAAUGUUACACCACGUACACCUAACAAUCAAGUUGGUGUUUCAUCCGGUUCACUUAUUCCCAACGCAGCUGUGAGACGUAGCUCUCGUUUGUUUAGCAAUAGCGCCUACUCCGUAAAGGAAAACAAUAAAUCUCCGAAUAUUACAAGUAACAAGUUUGCACUGCCACGAUCUCCACCUCGAAAGACCAAGACACGUAUGCCAAAAAUUUCUUUGAAUAACGAACUAAUCGAAGAUAAAAGUGCUAAUAUAAAUGCAGAUAAAUUGAAUGAUAAGAACAUACGCAAAGAUAAAGAGAAGAUUGAGACAAUAACAUCAGCAACCGGUCACAAUCGCUCCAUUGAAGACACCAAAGUUUUAUUAAAUAAUAGUUUAAAUAAUGCACAAACAAUGGCACAUCAUGUGCUCAUUCUUAAAAAGCAGUCGGCAGAUGGCUUAAUGUCAUUGCUUAAAGAUUUGGGUGAAGGCUUUAAACUAUUAACACUUUAUCAAUGUAAGGCAGCCAUCAAACAUUUUGAAACCAAAAUACCAAAGCAUCACUUGUGUUCCAGUUGGGUGCAAUCUCUUAUUGGACUGGCACACUAUGAGCUGCGUGUAUAUGAAUCUGCUCUCUCAGUUUUCAAAGACAUACACGAAGCGGAACCACAUCGGUUAGAUUAUAUGGAAAUAUACUCAUCGUGCCUUUGGCAUUUGCAAAAAGAAAUAGAUCUAUCAGCACUGGCACAAGAUUUAAUAAAUCAAGAUAAGACUUCACCCGUUACAUGGUGCGUGGCUGGAAAUUGCUUUUCAUUGCAUAAAGAGCACGAGACUGCAAUUAAGUUCUUCAAACGCGCUGUUCAAGUGGAUCCCGAUUUCGUUUACAGCUACACACUACUGGGCCAUGAACUUGUAAUCACUGAAGAGUUAGAUAAGGCAGCUGAUUAUUUCCAUGCUGCAGUAGCACGAGAUCCACGACACUAUAAUGCAUGGUUUGGCAUGGGCAGUAUAUAUUCGAAACAAGAAAAAUUCGAAUUGGCCGAAUUGUAUUAUAUUAAAGCAUUGAAAAUUAAUCCACAAAAUUCCGUUAUCUUGGUACAUAUAGGUGCUGUGCAAUAUUUCAUGCAGAAGAAGGAGCAAGCGUUACAAACGUUAAACACGGCUGCAAUGCUAGACCCGAAAAAUCCAUUGGCACGUUUCCAUCGUGGAUCAAUUUACUUCUCAUUGGGAAAACAUCAUGAGGCUUUACGUGAACUUGAAGAAUUGAAAGAGGUGGUACCAAAAGAGUCAGUAGUAUUUUAUUUAAUGGGAAAGAUCCACAAAGCGUUGGGAAAUGUAGACUCGGCACUUAUGCACUUCAGCUGGGCUACGGACCUCGAUCCGAAGGGCGCAAACAAUCAGCAUAGAGACGCUUUCGAUUCAGCAGUGGUGCCGAUGUUUAGUCCCAGUAGAAACGAUCAGAGCGUCGACGCAGAUCAGGAGCCCACCUCGGAUCGUUCCGACGACUCUACACAAGCACAGCAAGACAUAAAUUAUGAUAGCGAUGCUUAUUAAGUUACUAGAGCGGAAUUGUGUUUUGUCAAUGCACUCUUCCUAGUGCAAAGCGUGUUUCAAAUGAAAUGU